Dioscorea cayenensis subsp. rotundata (Guinea yam) is the source of this 3236-nucleotide messenger RNA. Its product is annotated as zinc finger CCCH domain-containing protein 24-like. NCBI's taxonomy places the organism in Eukaryota, Viridiplantae, Streptophyta, Magnoliopsida, Dioscoreales, Dioscoreaceae. The record is from RefSeq and is a predicted model, not a curated record. Gene Ontology annotation, molecular function: protein binding; metal ion binding.
CGGAGUGAAUUUAGGGUGGAUUUCGAGUGAAUUUCAUUUCGAUCCUCUAAAGUUAGAAAAAAAGAGAAAGCUCUCUACUUCUUCUUCUUCUCUUCAUUCGAGUUUUCAUUUCAUUUCAUCUAAAUUUCAAUUUCAUUUGGGAACAACCAAGAAAGAUCCCCAAACGUAUUGUUAUUAUUAUUAUUAUUAUUAUUAUUAUUAUUUUCAAUCUAAUUUUUAAGAAUAGUAGUUCAUAGAUCUGGGCGUUAAAUCGGCGAUGGAGGUUGUUUUGAUCCUUGGAUCGAUGGUUUUUGGAGGGAUUUGGGGUUUCUAUGUUUCGUUUGAUCGGUGAGUGAAGGAUCUAGGGUUUGCGUUUUGAGUUUUUUGGUUUUGGUGAUCUUUGAUCUGUCUCACAGAUGCCUCUUCUUCAACAACUGGUCGAAAUCGGGAGAACGGCGGCGAGUCGUAGUAUGUUUGGUGGUCCGGAACGUGUGAGGCCAAUCUCGGAGGAGGAGGAAGCGGCGGCGGCCGCAGCGGCGGUGAUGAAACCGGUGGUUGGGAGUAUGAGCGGAGAGCUUUCCGUUGAUGUCUCUGCUUCUGCUACAGCGGAGGAUUCGUUUUCAAGCUUGCUGGAACUCGCAGCAAACAACGAUCUGGAAGGCUUUAAGAAGGCUGUGGAGCUGGAGGCUGCCGGCAUCGACGAGAUCGGGCUUUGGUAUGGCCGGAAGAAGGGCUCCAGCCAGAUGGUUCUACAGCAUCGCACGCCGCUCAUGGUCGCGGCUACAUAUGGCAGCCUCGAAGUUCUUGGCUUCAUCCUUUCUUUGACCUCCAUCGACGUGAACCGUGCCUGCGGGCCGGACAAGACCACUGCGCUCCAUUGCGCAGCGUCAGGUGGUGCUGUCCACGCAGCGGAAGCUGUCAAAAUGCUGAUCGCGGCCGGUGCUGACCCAAACCUCGAAGACGCCAACGGUCUUCGCCCCGCCGACGCGAUCGUUAUUUCUCCGAAGCUAAUCGAUGUGAAAAACGCUCUUGAAGAGCUCCUUGGCGUUGCCGUCGUUGAGCGGCACCGCGCGCUGCGCAUCUCCAUCAACAACUCCAAUUCUCCGCCUUUUUCUUCCUCUCCGGAUCGGGAUGGAUCACCUACGUCUGAGCUGAACUCGCCGCAUGGGUUGCCUCACGGCCCUACAUCGGAGAAGAAAGAAUAUCCUGUGGAUCCAUCCCUCCCGGACAUCAAGAACAGCAUCUACGCCACCGAUGAGUUCCGGAUGUUCUCGUUCAAGGUUAGGCCUUGCUCGCGCGCGUAUUCUCACGACUGGACGGAAUGCCCGUUCGUGCAUCCUGGCGAGAACGCGCGUCGUCGGGAUCCGAGGAAGUUCCACUAUAGCUGUGUUCCCUGCCCGGACUUUCGCAAAGGCGCUUGCCGGCGUGGGGAUCUCUGCGAGUACGCGCACGGGGUGUUCGAGUGCUGGCUUCACCCGGCGCAGUACCGCACGCGGCUCUGCAAAGAUGGCACUGGAUGCACGCGACGUGUUUGUUUUUUUGCCCACACCAACGAAGAGCUCCGUCCGUUGUUCAUGUCCACUGGGUCUGCUGUUCCUUCCCCGAGAUCUUCCAUGGAUAUGGCUGCUGCCAUGAACUUGCUCCCUGGAUCUCCGUCUUCUGUCUCGGUUAUGUCUCCGUUUACGCCACCGAUGUCACCUUCUGCGAAUGGAAUGGGGCUGUCUUCUAUGAAUUGGCCGCAGCCGAACGUGCCAACUUUGCAUCUCCCUGGGAGCAAUCUGCAGUCCAGUCGUCUCCGUUCCUCGCUUAGUGCGAGGGAUAUGCCUAUGGAUGAUUUGCUUAUGAUGCAGGAUUUUGACGCUCAACAAUUACUAAAUGAGUUCUGCUUCUCUUCCGGCCAAGCUCGCCUGGGCUCAAGCUCUGCUGGUGGCAAUCGUUCAAUCAGGACUAAGACGUUGAAUCCAUCUAACCUUGAUGAUCUGUUUUCAGCUGAGAUCGCAUCUUCUCCAAGGUAUAAUGCUGAUCAGGGUGCCAUGUUCUCUCCAACUCACAAGUCUGCUGUUUUGAACCAGUUCCAGCAGCAGCAGCAACAACAGCAGAGCUUGUUGUCACCUAUUAACACUAGUGUGUUUUCACCCAAAGCUGUAGAUCCUCAGCAGCUCUCUGGUCACCCUUCUCUUCUGCAGGCAUCUUGGGGAAUAUCAUCGCCUGGUCGUAUGUCUCCCCGUGGGGUUGAGCCGAUAUCACCGCUGAGCUCUCGAAUGGCUGCUUUUGCUCAGCGAGAGAAACAGCAGCAACAGCUGAGGAGUCUCAGCUCCCGUGACCUUUACUCUGGUAAUUCAGUAGCUAUUGGUUCACCAGUGAAUUCAUCAUGGUCAAACACUAAAUGGGGAUCACCGUCCGGGACUCUUGAUUGGGGUGUGAACGGUGCGGAGCUUGGCAGGCUUAAGCGUUCCAAUUCAUUUGAACUGAGGUCUGGCGGGGAGGAGCCUGACUUAUCUUGGGUUCAUUCUUUGGUGAAAGAGUCUCCUACUGAGAAUAAGGAGAAGGCUAUGGAUACUGCAGCUGUGGCUGCUGCCCGGCCAUCCUCCUCGGAGCCUGCUGGUGCUGGAGGUGAUGGUUCCAAUCCUAGUGCACAGGUUGAUGGCCUUGAUCAUGCUGUCCUUGGUGCUUGGCUUGAGCAGAUGCAGCUGGAUCAGAUUGGGGUUCAGUAAAAGAUGGAAGUUUUUACUGAAAUACAGUAGUAUUUGAUGACCCUUUUUUAGUAAAUAGUAUUUUUUGGUUUGUCGGGAAGAAGGAACUGCCAAUCAAGAAGGUAGAAGGUGGUGGGUAAAAUUCAGGUAUUCAUUUUCAGAAGGAAAUCAUUUAUUAUUAUUAUUACUUGGAGCUGAGUUGAGACAGUUUACAGAGAAAAAAAUUAAAAACAAAAAAAAAAUGAAGUUUGGGGAGAGCAAGGGUUUCACUGUAUUGUUUCAAGGUUCUUCCCAGGUGGUACCAAUUUGAAGAGACUGUCCUGUUCGUUGUCUGCGGUUAAAACUAAGUUUUGACUUAGUCAGCAGGAUGGGGGUAUCUUAUGUUGUUGGGUGAUGUGUCCCACUUUGGUUUUGAAUUAUUGGGUGUGGUUGUUUUUUCCUUUUUAUUUUUUUGAAAGGGUGUCAGUCAGAGAAGUGGGCACAAUAUAUGGUACUCUCUUUGUAUGUUUGAUGUAACAUUGGAUCUAAUCCUUUUAUUUCUAUUAUUUGCGUAUUCUUUACCAA